Caenorhabditis elegans is the source of this 2902-nucleotide messenger RNA. It is a transcript of the gene gem-1, whose product is annotated as MFS domain-containing protein. Gene Ontology annotation, cellular component: membrane. The record is from RefSeq and is marked reviewed. Bases 105 to 2420 code for a protein of 771 amino acids. Gene Ontology annotation, molecular function: transmembrane transporter activity. NCBI's taxonomy places the organism in Eukaryota, Metazoa, Nematoda, Chromadorea, Rhabditida, Rhabditidae. The transcript is spliced from 10 exons. Gene Ontology annotation, biological process: transmembrane transport.
AAGUAUCAAGUUAUCAUCACGCUACACGCCACCUCCCGUUCAUAUGGUUGAUCCAUACUGGAUGGCAAACUUCAACUCGCCUCGAAACGCCGUCAGAGUCCGAAAUGACGGCAAGACGUCGUCCAAGCAUGCGAACCCGAAUGAAGGCGGAGGACGUCAGCUGCUGGGUCGAGCACAAUCAGCAGCCGUUUUCCCCAUCCGACGAACCUCGUGUUCGCUUUGAAGCUCCGGCCCCGGUAUCGGCCCGCUCGGACGACUCUGAUGCAGAGUCCGUCGAGUCAUUGACCGAGCGGCCGGUCUACAAGGAUGGCGGAUAUGGAUGGCUGGUGGUGCUCGCCAGCUUCCUCAUGCACGCGGUGUGCGACGGUGCCAGCUUCUGCUUUGGCAUCGUCUUUGUCAAGAUUCAGGAGCACUUCCAGUGUGGUCGGUUCGUGAGCAUGAUCACCGCCUCAAUGUUCCUGUCGCUCCCCCUCAUCAUGUCUCCCGUUGCUGGAAUCGUCUCGGAUAUCCUCGGCUGCCGAAUGUCAAUUAUUAUUGGAGCAAGCAUCUGCACAGUUUCUUGCAUAAUUGCAAUGUUCUGUUCCCAUAUAUUUUUCUUCAUGAUUUCGUUUGGAUUGGGAUGCGGUGUUGGGAUGAGCUUCAUCUACAAUGCCGCCAUUGUCAUCGUGACGUAUUAUUUUGAAAAACGAAGAGGCCUCGCCACGUCAUUUGCAGUUUCUGGCACCGGUGUCGGAACUGUUAUCUACCCGAUUUUGCUGAACUUGUCAAUGAUCUACCUGGCCAGUUUUGUGAGUGAUAUCCGGAUUAUCCUCAUUUUCUUCGCCGUCAUGUAUUUUGUGAUCGCCGUUAUUGGAUUCUUCAUAAAGGACGUCGAAUGGGAAUCGGACAAAACCGAUUUCAAAUUGAGGAAGUUUCAAAAAUAUAUCGCCAAGAUGGACGAUGAGAAAGAAAAUAACACAAAUCCGACAGAUGCUUUCAUGCGACACGCGAUCUCUUUACCCAACCUAAACAUCUUGAAUAACCAUUCGGGAAGUAUUCAAUCAAUAUGCGAUGCCGCGAAAGCUGAGAGAAAGUCCGAUAAACCAACUCGAUCAAAGUCCGUUGCUCUGUUCGACAACAAACACCAAAUGUCGUCAAUUCCCGAGUACUCUAUGUUGAAUACCAAUUUGGCAAACUUGGAACAUCUUGAUCUCGAGCUCGCCAACUCUCCAUGUACUACAGUCCGAGCCCAACGCCGCAGAGUGAUCAGUAAAGUUUCCAUGAGUGUCGAUCAGAUUAAUGAAUUGGAAGACGAAGCAUUCCACAUUAACCUCUUCCAAAGUUCCACUGAAUCCGAAAGCGAUGACGAAUCCAGCUCUGACGACUCCGAGAUGAGCAACGAUGGUGACAGCUCCAGUUCUGAACUUUCUGAAAAGAACCUGGACGAGCCAACCACCAAACUUAUCAACAAAAAUUUGGAAAACGUUGCAUUCCGCGCCACGUCCUCUGUGCCGAAUUCUGCUCGAAUGAACCGAAACUCUGUUGCAGCUGGAACGUCCAAUAUGUUCGGAGGAAGAGUGAUUGCCAGCAAUGCAAUUCAAUCUCGUCACGCCACCAACUUGAUUGCCAUGGGAAAAAUACCAUCCGCACCAAUGCUUGUCGCAAGGAAGAAUAGGAAGAGUAUGAUUGGAAAGCCGAUUCAAGGCUUCUACAAAAAAUGGUUGGAAACAGAGAAGCCAAUUUAUCAAGAAGUCAUUCAUUGCAGAGCUUACAUUUAUCUUGCACUUUCUGUGCUAUGCUUGUACUUCAUUCUGGAUGUGCCAUACGUCUGUUUUUAUGAAUAUUCGAUUGACACACUAAAAAUGGAGGAAUCCGAAGCCAACUACAUUUACUAUUCGAUCGGUAUCAGCAACUUCAUCAGUGUCCUUCUCUUCGGAACACUUGCCGACUGGACAAGGAAGCACAUUACCACGAUCUACGCCAGUUCAAUGGUUGGAGUUGGGAUUACUAUCAUGUUCUCGACAAGAAUCAACUCACUCGUUGAGCUAGUGAUUGUGGGAGUAUGCUUUGGAGUGACUAUCACCAGUAAUUAUGUUCUGCAGUCAAUUCUUGUUACAAUAUGUUUUGAGGAUGUGAACCUCUUCCAAGUUGCAUACUCCCUGAUUGCUAUGAUUGAAGGAGUUGCAUCUUUGAUCGGACCCCCAAUUUUUGCUCUUGUUCGUGAAGCAACGGGAGGCUACACCGUGGUGUUUUUCAUUUCGGGUAUUUUUGCUCUGGCCUCUGGGUUCUUUGGCUUCAUGUUCAGCUACGAAAUGAAUAAGAGGAACACCGGCGACAAAGAUUCAAUUGAAAGUGGAAAACCGACGGAGUUAACGAAUGGCAAUAAUCGACAAACAAGUACCGGAUCAGGAGCUGAACAAGAGACUCUUCUUGAUGUGUGAAACGCAUAGCCAUCUCAUGACUUACUCUUAUCAUUUUUCUAAAUCUCAUUCAAUUCAAUUAUUAAUAUUUUAUUUUUCAGUUUUUCUUUUUUUUUCCUUAAGUUUUUAUAAUUCUCUCUGAAUAUAUAUCAUUUCUUUUCAAUUUUUUUCAGCUUUUCUUUUUUCUUUGCUUUAACUAAAGUAGUUGUUAGCCAGGUUUGAUUGCAGCUGAUUGGUUUUUUCUAGUUAUUGCUCCAAUUAUGAUUAAUCAAUUUUGCUCGGGGUAUAUUGAAACCGUUGUACAAUUUCAUCUGAAUUCAAGAAGAAAACCUUUACAUGUUUUUUGUAUUUACUCUGUGAACUUUUACAUUCCCUCCUUUUUGUUUUUGUGUAACUUUUACAUUUGAAUAGUUUUAAUCGUUUUUUUUCCUUUUAUGACCCACAAUUUUUCAUUGUUUUUCUCCGGCUAAAAAUGAAGUAAGCAAAUAAACUAUUCAUGGAUA